UACCUCCUUCCACCCCUCCCUCCCUUCCUUCCUCCCUCCACUCUACCUCCCUCCACCCCUCCCUCACUCCCUCCCUCCUUCCCUCGCUCCCUCAAUCUCUGAUGGCUCUAUGGGGCUUCCUCAGUGUCAGCCUGCACUGCUGGGUCUGGCUCUGGGCCGGGGCCCCUAUCUCGACCAGCUUGCCCCACGACCGCCCCGGAGGGCCCCUGGACUGGCUGCUGUCCGACAAGGGCCCCUUCCACCACUCCCAGGAGUACACAGACUUCGUUGAGAGGAACCGGCAGGGCUUCUCCACCCGCUACAAGAUAUACCGAGAGUUUGGGAGAUGGAAGGUGAACAACCUGGCUGUGGAGAGGAGAGACUUCCUGGAGUCGCCGUUGCCCCUGACACCAGAGUUCAUCCGUAACAUCCGUCUCCUGGGUCGGAGACCCACCACCCAACUCAUCACUGACAACCUGAUCAGGAAGUAUGGGACACACUUCCUGCUGUCGGCCACGCUGGGAGGGGAAGAGGCCUUAACGAUAUUUGUGGACAAGAGAAAGCUGAGUAAGAAGGCGGAUGUGAGCGAAUACUCUGGCUCUGGCAACUCGUCCAGCGUAACUCUGGAGGCUCUGCACCAGCUGGCUGCCUCCUACUUCAUAGACAGAGAGAGCACCCUGCGCAAGCUGCACCACAUCCAGAUAGCAUCCACAGCCAUUAAGGUAACAGAGACCCGGACAGGCCCUCUCGGAUGCAGUAACUAUGACAACCUUGAUUCUGUCAGCUCUGUUCUGGUUCAGAGUCCGGAAAACAAAGUCCACUUGCAAGGCCUGCAGGUUAUCCUGCCAGACUACCUGAGGGACAGUUUUGUCCAGGCUGCUCUAAGCUACAUUGCCUGUAAUGGGGAGGGGGGCUUCGUCUGUAAGGACAAUGAUUGCUGGUGCAAGUGUGACACCAAGUUCCCAGAAUGCAACUGUCCCUACAUGGACAUCCAAGCCAUGGAGGACAGUCUACAGAGGAUCACUGAGACCUGGGGGACACUCUACAAGGAGUUUGAGGAUUCAGAUGAGUUCAAGACCUUCCUUAUGAGGCUCCCGCAGAACUUCUUCCUGAACGUGUCGACUAUCCAGCACCUUUGGUCGUUGGAUGGCGUGUUCCAGUGGCGCUACGAGCAGCUGGAGAACAGCAUGAGUGUGCUCUUCAGACGAGCCCAGAGAGUGGUGUUCAAGCUCUUCAGCCUCAGCAAGAGGUGCCAGAGGCAGCCUCACAUCCGCCUACCCAGAGAAUGGCCCCAAUCCUACUGGCUGAUUCACUUCCAGUCUCUCCUCUACUGUUCUGAGAACAACCAGCUGGGUUCCUUCUCUGAGGAGCUCCACAGCUGUACCUGCAGCUACGAGCACAGCCCUUGCCAGCUGCCCCCACCAUGUGCCAUCGGAGAGGGUCCCGCAUGCGCAGCCUGUGCCCCAGACAACCACACACGAUGUGGGAGCUGCAACCCUGGCUAUGCCCUAACCCAGGGGGCCUGCAGACCCAUGGUGGCUGAUUCAACAGAGAACUACCUGGGCUUUGAGACAGACCUACAGGACCUGGAGCUGAGAUACCUCCUGCAGAGGGCCGACCGUAGGCUGGAGGUCCACGCCAUCUUCAUCAGCAAUGACAUGCGUCUGAACAGCUGGUUUGACCCAUCCUGGAGGAAGAGGAUGCUGCUGACGCUGAAAAGCAACAAGUACAAGUCCAACCUGGUCCACAUGCUGCUGGGCGUGUCUCUCCAGAUCUGCCUGACCAAAAACAGCACACUGGAGCCCGUCCUCACCCUCUACAUCAACCCCUUCGGAGGCAGCCACUCUGAGAGCUGGUACAUUCCAGUCAGUGAGAACAGCUUCCCAGACUGGACGGCCACCAAACUGGAUCUACCCCUGGAGUGCUUCAACUGGACCCUGACACUGGGCAACAAGUGGAAGACCUUCUUUGAGACCAUCCACAUCUACCUGCGGAGCCGGAUAAAGCUGCAGGGUGCUGGAAGUCCGGCGGGGGCUGUGAACGACAGCCUCUACUAUGAGCCAUUAGAAAUGGUUGACCCUUCACGGAACCUGGGCUACAUGAAGAUCAACAGCAUCCAAGUAUUUGGCUACAGCAUGCACUUUGACCCGGAAGCAAUCCAUGACCUGAUCCUGCAGCUGGACUACCCAUACACCCAGGGGUCCCAGGACACGGCUCUGCUGCAGCUGCUGGAGAUCAGGGACCGGGUCAACAGACUGUCCCCCCCAGGUCAGCAGAGACUAGACCUGUUCGCAUGUCUGCUCAGACACCGGCUCAAACUGACAGCCAGUGAGGUGGUCCGCAUACACGCCUCCCUGCAGGCCUUCAGCAACCGCCUGCCAAACUCUCUGGAUUACGAGACCACCAAGCUGUGUAGUUAACAGCUACUAUGGAAUGACUGGGAGACGUUAAAGCUCAACGGCUACAAGGGGAACUAUUGGACGGCUAUAUGGUAUACUGCUACAGUAGUUUGACUUUCAAUGGUUUGUUGAUUCUCUGGAUUACAAGACCUUAAAUGUAUGUACUUAACCGUUACAGAGACACAAUAAGGACAUGUGAAUUGUGUCUUUUGGCUUUCAGUUGGGUUGUGACUCAAUGACUUGUAAAUUGUUGAGAGAUGCUGGAAGCUGGUGCUUUUUUGUCCACAGAAGACACACAAAAAAUCUGACACCAUAAACAAAAACAGAUCUAGAAAAUCAGAUAUGUAACUCUCUCCACAUCCACUUCACCAUAUUGUUUAAAUACAACCCUGCUCAUUUAUACAGUGUAUACUGAAGCCAACUGGAGGGACCUUUUAAGAUACAUGGUACAGUCUGUUUAUUUGUAACUCUUUUACAUGUUAUUUUGCUUCAGUGACAGUGUACUUCCCAUAACGACCAGAAUACAGUGGUAUCAGUCAGAUUUGUAGAUAACUUGUUAUUAAAACAUGGAUUAACAACUGUGGAGAAUAUUUGUCAAACUUACUUAUAGCCGAGUAACAGCUGUUGUUACAUCUCAUUGUCAGACACAUUUAUUGCAGCAAUUAAAACCACUUAGGAACUGAGUGAAUGAAAUUAAACAUGAUAGCAGAGUUUGAUCAAAUAAUCAUGAACCUCUAUUUCAUUAAUUUAUGCGGUUAAGUUAUGGAUGGUGACCAAGCUUCUCCAUCCUAAUUAAGUAGACUUUGUAACAGGAACAAUUUAAUCAAUAUAUUGUUGUACAGUGAAUGUGUACGGACACACACACCAAAAAUGCAGAUAUGAGUGAACAAAGCUGAGAUUAUUGUAAAACUGGUUCCUUUAGGGUUGUGGCUUAAAAACCCACACAGUACUUUCUUCCAUUAUCUGCAACAGGUUGAAUUGGAGCAGACCAGUAGACACCCCAGCUGCCCUCUAGGACCAGGAGUGAUGGCCAUCCAGUGCACUGGGUCACAGAUCCAUAACUGCAGUAUUCAUGUCAGGUCUAUAAGGUGCCAGAUCUCAUUUACUAACAUGGCCCGUAUCUCAUGGUAUGGCUGUCCAGCGGAGCAGAUGAAGGAGAGGUCACACACCUAUGAAGGUCAACGGCUGUCACCUCCAUUUGUCCGCGCUCCUCUUAUCAAAUCCUGCUCAUAUUAGAAGCUAAACUCGAAAGAGAGUAAUGUGGAUGAAACAGGCUUGAUGCUGAGGUUUUAGUCCAAUGCAUAACUAAAUGUUAGUGUCCUUUGGAUGCAGGGGUGUCAGAUAUUGGGGAAUAAUUGUUUUCAAAACAGCUAGAAAAUGGCUGCCGUGAAGAGAUGAAAGAUUAAGGUUCUGGUUGUCUCUUUGGUCAUUUGACUCCAUCCAGAAUUAUAUAAUUAUUUCUCCAAAAAUCAUCAGUCCACCCUGCCCACCUACUCCUGGUGAGCUCGCCCCAUUAGAGAGGUGAGACAGAGAACAGACAAUAUCUUCACAUCCUCUCACCUCAAAUCAACCCUGCAAUCAAUUAAACAUUUCCCCUUACUAAGUAAUUGAGCUAAAAACACCGGUGGAAUUUUCUGAGUAAAAGGAAAUAUAUGGAAAAUAAAUUCUGUCUGCCCAUUUAUUCUUCAUGAGGUAAAAAUGAAAAGAUCCCCAGGUAUGUGCCUAUAAUUAUGUUUAAUAGCCCUCUGCUCGUUCUGCAAUUACCGGGCUCAGUUCUAAAGCUCGUUCUGGUGCUGCAGAUGCGGCUGGCUGGCUAUAAUACAUUAUUGUGAGUUUGUAAAUAGUUGUAAUUCAUUCUGCAGAGGUCUGGCAUCUCUCUUAUGAGACACUGAGUGGGCAGAGGAGAGGCCAGACUUUGAUGAAGGAACGUCUGACCUUUACUGAGCUGUCAAUCAAAAGUGUUAGAUAUAUACAUUUGUCUUUUGUACAUGUAUGGCUGUCUUAUUGCAACUCGGUUGCGUGUUAUGCUUUCACUGUUCAUAAUACAGUUACUGAACAUGGCAAUAAGACAUGCCUGCCCGUAGGAGAGGCAUACAGUAUAGGGUGUGUUGGUAAAUUCAAUCUUGAGUGCCAGAGUGCGCUCAUAUUGCAAUCUGAGCAUUCUGACCUCACAAUGUCAGUCAAGCACCCAAGCUAACUGGCUAACGUUGCUAGCUACUUCCAGACACAAAUGAGAGAACACCUCACUCUGACCAAUUUACUUGCCCUAGCAGAGCUGGUUAGGCUGUUUUCAUGUUAUCCAGAUGGUUGGCGACUGUAACUGUGCUGCUGGCAUCAAUUUAAUUACACUUUUUUGCAGGUGUUCACUGACAACAGCCAUAUUCAAUGGGUGUUGAGGGUUCGUAAAUUCAUCCGUUAUUACGCGCUCUGGCACACUCAGACAAGAGUGCUCUGAGAUCGGAGUAGAUUGACAGAGUGAAUUUAUGAACACACCCUUAAUUAUUCUCAAACAGAUAAUUAUGAUAUUAUUAUAAAUGUAAAAGAAAGACAUGUUACGAUGUCACAGACACAAUCACAUCAAAUCAAAGUGUAUUGGUCACGUACACAGUUUAGCAGAUGUUAUAGUGAGUGCAGCGAAAUGCGUAUAUUACUAGCUCCUAACAAUGCAGUAAAAUGUCAAACAAGUACACAAAAUAAAAUGUUUUAAACAUAACAAGAAAUCAACAAAUGUCGUAACGAAUCAAUGCAAAUUGCACUGUAACAGUAAUCCAAAUGCAAUGUACACUACCGUUCAAAAGUUUGGGUCACUUAGAAACGUC
Oncorhynchus nerka (sockeye salmon) is the source of this 5197-nucleotide messenger RNA. Its product is annotated as BMP/retinoic acid-inducible neural-specific protein 3-like. Gene Ontology annotation, biological process: nervous system development; positive regulation of neuron differentiation; negative regulation of mitotic cell cycle. The transcript is spliced from 8 exons. The record is from RefSeq and is a predicted model, not a curated record. Gene Ontology annotation, cellular component: cytoplasm; dendrite; neuronal cell body. Bases 102 to 2399 code for a protein of 765 amino acids. NCBI's taxonomy places the organism in Eukaryota, Metazoa, Chordata, Actinopteri, Salmoniformes, Salmonidae.